This is a messenger RNA of Torulaspora globosa, 3261 nucleotides long. RefSeq lists its product as uncharacterized. Gene Ontology annotation, molecular function: SNARE binding; guanyl-nucleotide exchange factor activity. Gene Ontology annotation, biological process: early endosome to late endosome transport. Gene Ontology annotation, cellular component: plasma membrane; transport vesicle; late endosome. The record is from RefSeq and is a predicted model, not a curated record. The transcript has a single exon. Lineage: Eukaryota; Fungi; Ascomycota; Saccharomycetes; Saccharomycetales; Saccharomycetaceae. The coding region runs from base 1 to 3261 and encodes 1086 amino acids.
AUGCCGUACCAUUUACCGGUUCUGCUGAACCCCCUAGUGAACGCUGUGUUCAAUUGCCCGAAUCCUUCGACAUCUAACUUGAAGAAGCUAUUUGCUCUUAUCAAAGAGGAAAAAUUCAUUCUGCUAAUACCACCCAGCGAUAAGCUGUUGAAUUUCAAGGAUAAACUGACGGGAUUGCCUCUGCUGGAGCUUUGUUACAGCUUUGACUUCGUAGCAUCGCACGUUCUGCUGAUCAACGAGUCUAAUGGCGAAAACGGAGGAAUAUCACAUUUGAGCCAAGUGAAAUUUGACACUGUUAAUGGCAAAAAAGUUCUUGUGCGAUUGCAACAUCGUGUGGCCUUAACUUCUGAUGGGUUCCAGUUCAAAAAAAGAUGUAAGAUUACAGAUGUGAGCUUUAUUGCGAACUUCAAUGACUAUUUAUUGCCUUCGGAUCAGUUUCCAGUGAUAUACAUCGACGAGCCUUUGUGCGGGGAGUUGAUGGAGGCAAUUCCAUCCCAGCAGGAACUGAAAAAUGAGCGAACUAAGGAAGUCAAAGAUGUCAUACCACCUUCACUUGAGUUGUCGCAAGGAAAUAAAGUAUCUUUCGAGAAUAUGCUGAGGAUUCAUCCCGAUUGGACAAGCCGAUUCAACUCGCUAUUUGCGGAAUAUAGAAAUACACCGGAAAGAAAUGGCCCAGACGACGAAUUGUUCCAUGAUAUAGUACAUCGGAUAUACUCUACCAUGGGCCGUGAACCAGCGUUUAAAAAUCUGCCGGAUCUUUUCGAUUUGAUCUAUGAGUAUGUGGAGCUCAAUCUAUUCGAUGAUAUAUGGAUCAGGAUAACAUCACAUCUGAAAGAUAACGAAAUCAGCAUAGAGAACCUAGAGAACUUAUCCUUAAAUCAGCUUGAGACGGAGUUGUAUGCAGCCAGCUUCGAGAAUUUUCAGUUGAAGAAAAUAGUUGCCCUCGAGAAAGGGAUUGAACUGGCUAUGGCUUCUUUCAGUCGCAUUUCUUUGGCGCACAAACAUUCCGAGAAAUCGGAAGCUCUCAUUGAAACUCUUAGAAACUUAUCGAAUGGUGGCAGCGCAACCGAUUCCAGCCACGAUUCUCCCAUGGCAAUGGAUGCCGAUACGCUGCUGAGUUUGUUUGUUUUGGUUGUUUGCAGAACUCAAGUCAAAAAUCUCAAAGCGCACCUAUUCUACCUGCAACAUUUCGCCAGAAAUGAAUCCACUAUUAAGUAUGGCGUAUUAGGAUAUGCCAUUUCCACUUUAGAAGCGGUUGUGUGCCAUUUUGAAGACCUCAAAGGCACAGAAAGGUUAAAUGAACUUGUUAAACAGUGCCACACUAAUCGCGCUUUUGUUGCUGUGCUUUCGGCUAGCGAUGAAACACCGGUUGAUAUUGACCAUUACCAGGGAUCUUUGAGCUAUAGGACAGACCAAGGCGAAUCGGCGCUUUCUCUUUGUAUCACAAAUGGUAAAAACGGAGUUUUAAGGAAAUUACUGGAGCGCCAGCGAGAUUUUCCACUCGAAGAUAUUCUGAAUGAUGAGACAACCGACGGUUGUACCCUAUUGGUGCAAGCUCUUAGGUGUGGGAAUAGCGACGCCGCUAGAAUUGUUGUGGAUCUUUUAAUUUUGUCUUGCACUGAGCAAGAAUUGAUCACUUACUUCAAUCGGCCUGACAGACACAAGAGGAUCUCUGCGCAUUAUUUGACUCAUGAAGUGGAGAUUUUGCAAAAGAUUGGUAUUUUCAUCAACUGGGAUACCAAGGAUUCAAGCGGCCAUACUGCACUUUUCACAAUAUUCAGAAGUUAUGAUCAAGCAAAUUAUGAACAAAUGGUACGGGCAUCUUUCGAUUGCGCUGCUACUUGGUAUACGAGGAAUGGCAUAGUCUUUGAUUUCAAGGCCCAUGAAGACAGUAAGGGGAAUACCCUUUUGCAUAUCAUGAAGAAAGGUAUUUCUAUGCUUCUAAAAUUUGACGGAAUAGAUGUUAACGCUACGAAUAAAAAGGGGCUCACUCCCUUGAUGGUAUAUGCCAAGUACAAUAGAAUGGAUAAUAUUAAGGCUAUUCUCAAGGAUAACAGAGCUAUGAUAUGGAAAAUCCAACAACCAUUUCUUCUGGAUUCACUAUGUUACGCCAAGAAUCCCUUAAUUUUACAUGAAUUGGCGAAGCAUGCCGCUAAUCUCACUUUUGGGAAAUGUUUGGUGCAUACACUGAAGUAUGAGGCUCCAAGCUGGUUAAUCAGCGUUACAUCGCAGAUAAAACAAGACGGUCAGUUCCGAACGACGGAGCUUCACUUGAAAACGAUUCAAAACUUCUUUCGGACUUUCCAGAAAAUGAAUCCCAUGACUUUUAUUCCGUUGGAUUCCACACUGGAUCCGUUAUUAUCUAGCCUUGGAAAAACGAGACUAUCAACCAUCACAAAGUUGGAGACGAUGAUUCUUCUGCGAAAUAUUACAAACUGCAUCAGCGCUCUAAUUCACGUUGGAAACUUACCAGAUGAAAUACUAUCCAACGAAGCAACGCUACUUUCGUGGAUUAAAACUCAGGUGAAGGCCAGCAGAGAUGGAAGUGCUAGGCCUAUCUUUAAUAAAAAGGUUGAGCCAGAAGAAAUGAGUAUUAUACAAAGCUUUCUUCGUUUCAAUCAAGCGGAGUUAUCAGCGUUGAAGACAAAGUUACAGGUUAUGAAGAAGCUUGCUAUUUUUCUGCGGUUAAAAGCGACAGACGUCGUGGAAUCAAAUAAGCUCCUCUUUUCGCAGGCUGCGAGGACAAUAGAAAGUUUUGCUUUGCUGUCCACUGAAAAACAGGUAAAUUGCAGAGUUUACGGUGAUGGACCGAUGGUUAUUCUCGCAGAAGAGAUCAAUUUUCUACUUCAAUGCACCCUCCGGCUUCACGGUCAUAUUUCCAACUUAUUACAGGUGAGGAUACCUGACUGGUGGAAAUCAUACGGGGAAUUACUGAGCUUACAUAAACAGUACGCUCAAAACUUUCCUCAAUUGGUGAAAGAAGAUAACUCCUCUAUGGACAGUGGAAUUUUAGGAAGGCUUCUCGAGGGCAAGAGGGAAAAAUUAGAGAAGCGACUGUCUUUUAGUAUUGCGGAAACUAGGCGAAACAUGAAUCAAGCUGGCGCUGAUAUUGCCCGCCUUCACGAAGACUUAGCAGAACAGUUGAACAAGUUUAUGGAAUACAAAGGAGCAUUCUUUUGCCGCAGUGUGAUAAAGAAAUGGACCACAGAAAACAUAUUAACAUUAAAAGACCAAUUGCUCCAUCUCGAGAGAGAUUCUUGA